Molecule: messenger RNA, 1527 nt
Organism: Acanthisitta chloris (rifleman)
Lineage: Eukaryota; Metazoa; Chordata; Aves; Passeriformes; Acanthisittidae
Gene: VEGFC
Product: vascular endothelial growth factor C
Exons: 6
Biological process (GO): vascular endothelial growth factor signaling pathway; induction of positive chemotaxis; positive regulation of protein phosphorylation
Cellular component (GO): membrane
Molecular function (GO): vascular endothelial growth factor receptor 3 binding; growth factor activity; chemoattractant activity
Source: RefSeq, a predicted model, not a curated record
GCUCAUGCAAGCAAAGACCUGGAAGAGCAGUUGCGAUCUGUGUCCAGUGUGGAUGAACUCAUGACAGUACUUUACCCAGAAUACUGGAAAAUGUUCAAAUGUCAGUUGAGGAAAGGAGGUUGGCAACACAACAGGGAACACUCCAGCUUUGACACAAGAUCAGAUGAUUCCCUGAAAUUUGCUGCAGCACACUAUAAUGCAGAGAUCCUGAAAAGUAUUGAUACUGAAUGGAGAAAAACUCAGUGCAUGCCACGUGAAGUGUGUGUGGAUGUGGGAAAAGAGUUUGGAGCAACCACAAACACCUUCUUUAAACCCCCAUGUGUAUCCAUCUACAGAUGUGGAGGUUGCUGCAAUAGUGAAGGACUCCAGUGUAUGAACACCAGCACAAAUUACAUCAGCAAGACAUUGUUUGAGAUCACGGUGCCUCUUUCGCAUGGCCCCAAACCUGUAACGGUCAGUUUUGCCAAUCACACAUCCUGCCGAUGCAUGUCCAAGCUGGAUGUCUACAGACAAGUUCAUUCCAUCAUAAGACGUUCCUUGCCAGCAACACAAACUCAGUGUCAUGUGGCAAACAAGACCUGUCCAAAAAAUCAUAUUUGGAAUAAUCAAAUUUGCAGAUGUUUGGCACAGCAUGAUUUUGGUUUCUCUUCUCACACUGGAGAUACUGACACAUCUGAAGGAUUCCAUAUUUGUGGACCCAACAAGGAGCUGGAUGAAGAAACCUGUCAAUGUGUCUGCAAAGGAGGUGUGCGGCCCUCAAGCUGUGGACCUCACAAAGAAUUAGACAGAUCAUCAUGUCAGUGCAUGUGCAAAAACAAACUUAUCCCUGCUUCAUGUGGGCCCAACAAGGAAUUUGAUGAAGAAAAGUGCCAGUGUGUGUGUAAAAAGACCUGUCCUAAAUAUCAGCCCCUAAAUCCUGCAAAAUGCAUCUGUGAAUGUAUAGAAUCUCCCAAUAAAUGCUUCUUAAAAGGAAAAAGGUUUCAUCACCAGACAUGCAGUUGUUACAGACCACCGUGUACAGUGCGAACGAAACGCUGCGAUGCUGGAUUUUAUUUCAGUGAAGAAGUCUGCCGCUGUGUACCCACAUAUUGGAAAAGACCACUGCUGAAUUAGCCAAGAGAGCACUGCUUGCUAUGUUGGUGUACAUUUUUCCGUUAGAACAAAAGAACAACAGAAACUUUGCUAAUAUUUGGAAUUUAAUGUUCACCAGAGACCCUGUGGGGCUUUCAGAGACAGACUCGUGCUUUUCUCAAGAUGUGGAAAGCAAAUGUAGAAAAUAACUGGGGUUCAUGUUUUGUAAAGAACUCAAUAAGGACUUAUUUUCUGCCAAUGACCAAACAGCCUAGGUUUUCCUUCUUGUGAUUUUUUUAAGAGAUAAUGACUAUAUAAUUUAUUUCCACUAAAACCAUCGUGCAGCAUUUCUGUUUAUAGCAGUAACAAUUGUUAAAGCUCACUGUGAUCAAUAUUUUUAUAUCAUGCAAAGUAUGUUUAAAAUAAAAUGGAAAUUGUAUUAUAUAAGGGUGAGAA